GGGGUCCGCGCCGGCGGCGGGCGGGGCGCGGCGGGGCCCUGGAUGAGCUCCCGCGCGCUGCGGCCACCGCUCCUGCCUCUCUCCCUCCUCGUUCUGUCGUUGCAGGCGGCUCCCGGCGCUCGGGCCGCGGGAUACGAGACAUGCCCCAAGGUGCAGCCGGAUAUGCUCAACGUGCACCUUCUGGCCCACACACAUGAUGACGUGGGCUGGCUCAAGACGGUGGACCAGUACUUUUACGGCAUCCAGAAUGACAUCCAGCACGCAGGCGUGCAGUACAUCCUAGACUCGGUCAUCUCUUCCCUGCUGGAGGAGCCCACCCGCCGCUUCAUCUACGUGGAGAUCGCCUUCUUCUCCCGCUGGUGGCAUCAGCAGACAAACAGAACCCAGGAAAUAGUGCGCGACUUGGUGCGCCAGGGGCGUCUGGAGUUUGCCAACGGUGGCUGGGUGAUGAACGAUGAGGCAGCCACCCACUACGGAGCCAUCAUAGACCAGAUGACCCUAGGGCUGCGCUUCCUGGAGGACACGUUUGGCAGCGACGGGCGCCCCCGUGUCGCCUGGCACAUCGACCCCUUUGGGCAUUCCCGGGAGCAGGCCUCGCUGUUCGCGCAGAUGGGUUUCGACGGCUUCUUCUUCGGGCGCCUGGAUUAUCAAGACAAGAAGGUGCGGAUGGAGAAGCUGGAGAUGGAGCAGGUGUGGCGGGCCAGCGCCAGCCUGAAGCCCCCCGCCGCCGACCUCUUCACCAGCGUCCUCCCUAACAUGUACAACCCGCCGGAGUAUCUGUGCUGGGACACGCUGUGCGCCGACAAGCCAGUCGUGGACGACCCGCGCAGCCCCGAGUACAACGCUCAGAAGCUGGUUGAUUACUUCCUGCAGGUGGCCACUGCCCAGGGCGGGCACUACUGCGCCAACCACACCGUGAUGACCAUGGGCUCGGACUUCCAGUACGAGAAUGCAAACAUGUGGUUCAAGAACCUUGACAAGCUCAUCAAGCUAGUCAACGCCCAGCAGCAGGCCAACGGCAGCCGCGUCAAUGUUCUCUACUCCACUCCCGCCUGUUACCUCUGGGAGCUGAACAAGGCCAACCUCAGCUGGUCAGUGAAGCAGGAUGACUUCUUUCCCUACGCCGACGGCCCCCACAUGUUCUGGACCGGCUACUUUUCCAGCCGGCCAGCCCUCAAACGCUACGAGCGCCUCAGCUACAACUUCCUGCAGGUGUGCAACCAGCUGGAGGCGCUGGCGGGUCCAGCGGCCAACGUGGGACCCUAUGGCUCCGGAGACAGUGCACCCCUCAAUGAGGCAAUGGCAGUGCUCCAGCACCACGACGCCGUCAGCGGCACCUCCCGGCAGCACGUGGCCGACGACUACGCGCGCCAGCUCGCCGCCGGCUGGGGGCCCUGCGAGGUUCUCCUGAGCAAUGCGUUGGCGCGGCUCAGCGGCUCCAAGGAGGACUUCGAGUUCUGCCGCGACCUCAACAUCAGUGUUUGUCCACUCAGCCAGACGGCGGAGAGCUUCCAGGUGACCAUUUAUAACCCCCUGGGGCGGAAAGUGGAUUGGAUGGUGCGGCUGCCGGUCAGCAAACACGUUUUCCUCGUGAGGGACCCCAGUGGCACCGUUGUGCCCAGCAAUGUGGUGACACUUCCCGACUCAGACAGCCAGGAGCUGCUUUUCUCAGCCUCAGUGCCUGCCCUGGGCUUCAGCAUCUACUCAGUGAGCGGGCAGAGUGUCCGGAGGCCGCAGGCCCACACCCUCUGGGUCAGAAUCCAGAAGCCCGCGUCCCGUGUCUUGGCCAUCCAAAAUGAGUACCUCCGGGCUAGGUUUGACCCUUACACGGGGCUCCUGGUGGAGCUGGAGAACCUGGACGAGAAGCUCCUGCUGCCUGUCCGCCAAGGCUUCUACUGGUACAAUGCGAGCGAGGGCGACAACCUGAGCACUCAGGUCUCAGGCGCCUACAUCUUCAGACCCAGCCGACAGGAGCCGCUGCCUGUGGGACGCUGGGCUCAGACCCACCUGGUGAAGACGGCCUUGGUGCAGGAGGUGCACCAGAACUUCUCAGCCUGGUGUUCCCAGGUGGUGCGCCUGUACCCGGGACGGCGGCACCUGGAGCUGGAGUGGACGGUGGGCCCCAUACCUGUGGGUGAUGACUGGGGGAAGGAGAUCAUCAGUCGCUUUGACACUGCACUGAAGACAAACGGACUCUUCUAUACAGACAGCAAUGGCCGGGAGAUCCUGGAGAGGAGGCGGGAUUAUCGACCCACCUGGAAGCUGAACCAGACCGAGCCAGUGGCCGGAAACUACUAUCCAGUCAACAGCCGCAUCUACAUCACGGAUGGGAACGUGCAGCUGACCGUGCUCACUGACCGCUCCCAGGGCGGCAGCAGCCUGAGCGAUGGCUCCCUGGAGCUCAUGGUGCACCGACGGCUGCUAAAGGAUGAUGCGCGCGGAGUAGGGGAGCCGCUGCUGGAGAACGGCUUGGGGGUGUGGGUGCGAGGGCGCCACCUCGUGCUGCUGGACAAGGCCCGCACCGCGGCCGCCGGGCACCGGUUGCAGGCAGAGAAAGAGCUCCUGGCCCCGCAGGUGGUGCUGGCGCGGGGUGGCGGCGCCCCCUACCACCUCGGGGUGGCCCCGCGCACGCAGUUCUCAGGGCUGCGCAGGGAGCUGCCGCCCGUCGUGCACCUGCUCACGCUGGCCCGCUGGGGCCCGACAACGCUGCUGCUGCGCUUCGAGCACCAGUUCGCCGUAGGGGAGGACCCGGGCGGCAACCUGAGCUCCCCAGUGACCUUGGACUUGAGGGACCUGUUCUCCGCCUUCACCAUCACCUACCUGCAGGAGACCACGCUGGCGGCCAACCAGCUCUCGGCCCGCGCCUCCAGGCUCCAGUGGACACCGAACACGGGCCCCCGCCCCGGCCCUACACCUCAUCUCUCUCCCUCCCGGCUGGACCCUUCUACCAUCGAGCUGCAGCCCAUGGAAAUCCGCACCUUCCUGGCCGAGGUCCAAUGGGAAGAGGACAGCUAGACCAGACACCCUGGGGGCAGGGUCCCCCCUUCUGAGCCUGAGCCUCCGCCUCCUCUUGGUGCUGCUGCUGCCACCAAAAGCCAUUAAAAUGCCACUACCAAGA
Molecule: messenger RNA, 3118 nt
Organism: Equus quagga
Lineage: Eukaryota; Metazoa; Chordata; Mammalia; Perissodactyla; Equidae
Gene: MAN2B1
Product: mannosidase alpha class 2B member 1
Exons: 24
Biological process (GO): mannose metabolic process
Cellular component (GO): lysosome
Molecular function (GO): alpha-mannosidase activity; carbohydrate binding
Source: RefSeq, a predicted model, not a curated record